This is a messenger RNA of Besnoitia besnoiti, 876 nucleotides long. RefSeq lists its product as uncharacterized. The coding region runs from base 1 to 876 and encodes 291 amino acids. Gene Ontology annotation, biological process: peroxisome organization. The transcript has 7 exons. NCBI's taxonomy places the organism in Eukaryota, Apicomplexa, Conoidasida, Eucoccidiorida, Sarcocystidae. The record is from RefSeq and is a predicted model, not a curated record.
AUGGUGACGAGGCUGGCGGCCGCUGCGAGGAGACCGGGGGCGGGCAGCGCUCCUGAGUCUGGGUCGCCGACAUCCGCGCCUGCGGGCAGGUGUGUGACUCUGGGAAUUGCUCGCAUUCUUUCCUCGUCUCGAGCAGCGCUGACGUUUACGGUGCUCUGUCUCUUCUGCCUAACGCUCUCCGGAGUUCUGGCGGACUAUGCCGGUGGGGGCGGCGGCAGGAGAGGCCGCGGCCAGCCUCACCCGCGGCACGGCCACCAGCGGACAACGCGCGCCACUCCGUUGUUCAGUUUCCUGGGCCAGAGUCUCUCGGCCGAGUCACUCACCACGGCGGCGCUUCUUCUGGGCGCUGCACUCGCUGCGCUGUUCCUCACGCUUCACCGCAGGCCGUCGCGAAUCUCCGAAGCCGAGCCCGAUGCCGCGGGCGCCACGGGGCGAAGCAAGGACGACGACACAACGUUCCGCCCGUGCGCCUCCAUCUGCCUCAACGAAAUUCUGUUGAAAAGGACUUCGGACGGCCAGAAGUUCACAGUCGAUGAAGCCGCAGUUGCUCCCUUUCUCGCGCUGUGCUCGUGGAGCAAGCUCUUCGUAUUCACGCAGGUGCGUAACGACGAAGAUGAGCACCAAGUUUUCGACGAGUUGCAGCGCAUCCGAGCUUUCCACCACGGUCUGCAUCGCCACCGGGUCAUGUUCUCUUCGACGCGGAAUGGCCGGGCCUCGAUGGUCCGCCAGCUGCAGCCGCUCACACACAUCGACGCGGAUGGCUUCAUCGCCGCCACGCUGGACGGCAAGGUGCCGAACGUCGUCCACCUCCGGGAACCGCUGAAAGACUGCGUCGAUGUGCUGCAAGCUGCGCUGCAAAAGCCCCUUGCAGCGUAA